This is a messenger RNA of Ostrea edulis (European flat oyster), 978 nucleotides long. Its product is annotated as keratin, type I cytoskeletal 9-like. The transcript is spliced from 3 exons. The record is from RefSeq and is a predicted model, not a curated record. NCBI's taxonomy places the organism in Eukaryota, Metazoa, Mollusca, Bivalvia, Ostreida, Ostreidae. Bases 31 to 891 code for a protein of 286 amino acids.
GUAGCCGGUCAAGAACGAAAAAUCAGCAGAAUGUUGAAGCUGUUGUGCUUCGUCGCUCUCCUCUCUGUAGCCCUUAGUACUGGUUACGGAGGCAAAGGUGGUUAUGGUGGAAGUUCCUAUGGAGGCAAAGGCGGCUAUCCAGUAGUUUUCUUUGGAGGCAAAGGUGGCUAUGUCAGAAAUUACUAUGGAGGCAAAGGUGGAUAUGGAGGGGGUUCCUAUGGCGGCAAAAGCGGUUAUCCAGUAGUUUACUAUGGAGGCAAAGGUGGCUAUGGAGGAGAUUACUAUGGAGGCAAAGGUGUCUAUGGAGGGGAUUACUAUGGAGGCAAAGGCGGCUAUGGAGGUAGUUACUAUGGAGGCAAAGGCGGCUAUGGAGAUUACUAUGGAGGCUUUGGAUAUGGAGAGGGAUCCUAUGGAGGCAAAGGUAAUUAUCAAAUAGUUUACAAUGGAGGCAAAGGCGGCUAUGGAGGAGAUUACUAUGGAGGAAAAGGUAGCUAUGGAGGAGGUUCCUAUGGAAGAAAAGGCGGCUAUGGAGAAGGUUCCUAUGGAGGCAAAGGUGGCUAUGGAGGGGAUUACUAUGGAGGCAAAGGCGGCUAUGGAGGUAGUUCCUAUGGAGGAAAAGGUGGCUAUGGAGGAGAUUACAAAGGAGGCUUUGGAUAUGGAGAGGGUUCCUAUGGAGGAAAAGGCGGCUAUGGAGGAGGUUCCUAUGGAGGAAAAGGCGGCUAUGGAGGAGGUUCCUAUGGAGGAAAAGGCAGCUAUGGAGGAAGUUUCUAUGGUGGCUUAGGUUAUGGAGGUGAUUCCUAUCAAGGCAAAGGUUACGGAGGGGUUUAUUACAAUGGUGGUUUCGGAUCCGGUGGCUACUCUGGGAGAUCUUUCGGAAAAGAUUACUACUGAAAACUAGGAAUCAAUGGUCUUCUUGAAAAGUGUAUAUGGGAUUAUGUGUGUGUACAUUAUUUCUACUUCAUUAAUAAAAUAUGGAAU